Molecule: messenger RNA, 186 nt
Organism: Gryllus bimaculatus (two-spotted cricket)
Lineage: Eukaryota; Metazoa; Arthropoda; Insecta; Orthoptera; Gryllidae
Source: the annotation of a GenBank genome assembly
AAUGAAAAGCAAGACUCAUUGAAGGCAAAUGACUGUGACUUCCAAGAUUAUGUGAUUGUGGACAAUGAUUUAACAACUUGUGGCAUUCGGUCUGUUGAUCAGAAACUAGAAGAACAAGUAUCUACUGUUAACGGGAAGGAAUGUCUGAAGUUGCUGAGGGAGACGAGGAAAAGGUUACCUUCAUAG